This is a messenger RNA of Rhagoletis zephyria (snowberry fruit fly), 561 nucleotides long. RefSeq lists its product as uncharacterized. Lineage: Eukaryota; Metazoa; Arthropoda; Insecta; Diptera; Tephritidae. The record is from RefSeq and is a predicted model, not a curated record.
AUGGCCGAGAACGAAGUAACACCGGCUCCACAUCAAGCAACUACGCCAAGCGAUGUCCAGCAAAAACCUUCCAACAACGACUACCUGCUUAACCAAGAAAGCAAUGGUAUUUUCGUUAAUAAAGUCAGCGUUAAAAUACCACCAUUCUGGGCAGAGCGACCAGAGAUUUGGUUCGCGCAAAUAGAAGCCCAGUUUUGCAUUGCUGGAAUCUCAUCGGACAUAACCAAAUUUAACACUGUGAUCGCAUCCAUUGAAUCUCACGUGUUAGCGCAAAUUACGGAGGCAGUGCUACAACCACCAGCAGAAGGAAAAUACGAAAACUUAAAAAAGUGCAUCAUCGACCGGUUCGGCGAAAGCGAAGAGAAAAAGAUGAAAAAACUUUUAUCUGAAUGCGAGCUAGGUGACCGACGGCCCACACAACUUUUACGGGAGCUGAGUGGUCUCGCCCGAGACAGAAUAAGCAACGAGUUUCUCAAAUCCCUUUGGCUUCAGCGUUUGCCCCCUCAGACUCGCGCUACCCUUCAGGCAUCCACAUCUGAACUGCCCGAACUGGCCAAAUGA